This is a messenger RNA of Lachancea nothofagi CBS 11611, 1629 nucleotides long. Lineage: Eukaryota; Fungi; Ascomycota; Saccharomycetes; Saccharomycetales; Saccharomycetaceae. The record is from the annotation of a GenBank genome assembly.
AUGGGAAACAGCCCGUCUAAGUCAAACUAUGCCAUAUCGAGUACGAAGACAGCCAGUGCAACUACCAGCAAUGGUCUAGCGACCGGCAGCGAUGAAUUAAACAGCAACGAACCUAAUGACCCCGAUGAUAGUAGGCCCCUACCUACUAUUAACUCACAACAUAUAAAUCUCCCAGCGAGAGUGGCUCCUGGAGAGCCCAAAAACAAAUCUCCUUCCCCUUCCUCUUCUUCCCCGACUCACGCUGCGUGGACUCCACACAGCCCUGCUCCACGCACGCUGUCCCAAACUCGUCACAACAAAGACAAGAGCGGUAAAAAGCGGGCUUCGGCCUCACACGACAUUGAGAUCGACAUGUCCUUCGCUAAAGCUCUUGGGCCUGGGUAUCAAGGGCCUGGUUCCAGCUCCAGCUCCAGUUCUGGUUCCAGCUCCGGCUCUAGCAACUCCAGUAGCAUGACUCCACCAUCGUAUUCUACAGACUCCUCGUUUCUGAACUACAGCUUCAAUGAGAAUGAACCUCAAACCCCAGGAAGUAACACCAUGGCUACAUCUACGACUCAUCCGUUGCCGCCUAUAAAGGAGGAAAUGCAAGCAUCGGCCACCUUGGCCCGCAAGAAUCGCAGCGGCCGUUCCAAUGCUGCGCAAGUUCCACACGAUAGGAAAGCCGCCCCACCGGUAAUCAUAAAGCGUUAUGCUCACGACUCUCAUUCUACAGAAUGUCUCGACAUUGAUGACGUUAUCGAGAAGCUAUUGGAAAUUGGUGGUACGCGGUACUAUCAAGCCAAGGAAUUUCCCUUGAGCACAUGGAAAGUGCAACUGAUCUGUGCCAAAGCAAGAGAAUUAUUCUUGGAACAACCUUCCUUGCUGCGACUUCAAGCUCCCAUCAAGAUCGUUGGUGAUGUUCACGGCCAAUUUACCGACUUGAUGCGCAUCUUGAAACUUUCUGGUGUCCCCUCAGAUUCCAGCUAUUUGUUUCUCGGCGACUACGUUGACCGUGGUAAACAGUCGCUUGAAACAAUGCUGCUUUUGCUAUGUUACAAGAUCAAAUUUCCAGACAGGUUUUACAUGCUCAGAGGAAAUCACGAAUCCGCGAAUGUGACCAAGAUGUACGGAUUUUACGAUGAGUGUAAACGUCGUUUAACCACCAAAAGCUGGAAAAUGUUUGUUGACGUUUUCAACUCUCUGCCUCUUGCUGCAGUUGUUCAAGAUAAGAUUUUCUGCGUCCACGGUGGUAUAUCUCCGCAUCUGCGAGACUUACGUCAAAUUGAGCGUGUUGUUAGACCGACUGAUAUUCCUGACGAAGGUCUUAUAACCGAUUUAUUGUGGAGUGAUCCAGACCCUCAAGUCUCCGAUUGGUCAACCAAUGAUCGUGGUGUCUCCGUUACUUUUAGCAAACGCAAUGUCUUGGAUUUUUGCUCACGAUUUAAUUUUGAUUUAGUCAUACGCGGGCAUAUGGUUGUAGAGGACGGUUACGAAUUUUUCGCCCGCAAGAAACUCGUUACCGUCUUCUCAGCCCCAAACUACUGUGGUGAAUUUCAAAACUGGGGUGCCGUCAUGAGUGUCACCACGGGUCUCAUGUGCAGCUUUGAGCUGCUGAAACCGCAUGGUGUCAAGAACAAGUCGAGGAGCUAG